AUGACGGCCCGAAUCUCCUUCGCGGGCGAGAAAUCCGGCUCGGUACCGGGCUUCCGCUCAAGCACGCCCUCCGAAACAUCCCUCACCCCCGCCGCAGUCGACCCAGAAAGUCGAGCCGCCACCGACACCGCCCAGCGGCCGUUAAAACCCUCCGCUCCGGGCCCGGUCCCCGACGGCGGCCUCGAGGCCUGGUUCCAGGUCCUCGGCUCCUGGGUCAUCCUCGCGCAAACCUGGGGCCUCGUCAAUGCCUUCGGCGUCUACCAGACCUACUACGAGCGCACUCUCAAUGACGUCGCACCCUCGGCAAUCUCCUGGAUCGGCUCCCUGCAGGGUGCCCUCCUGAUGAUGGUCGGGCCCAUCUCCGGACCCCUUUACGACGCCGGAUACUUCCGCGAGCUUCUCUGGGCCGGCAUGUUCCUAAUCCUCUUGGGCAUGUUCAUGACGUCCCUCUGCACUGCCUACUGGCAGGUCCUCCUCGCGCAGGGCGUGUGCGUCGGUGUCGGCUGCGGCCUGGUCUUCCUCCCCUCCACCGCGAUCCUCAGUCAGUACUUUGACAAGCGACGCGCACUCGUCAUUGGCAUUGCGGCGACGGGGUCACCCAUCGCGGGCAUGACCUUCCCGAUCCUCUUCGGCCACCUCGAGCCCAAGAUCGGCUUCGGCUGGUCCACCCGCAUCAUCGCCUUCAUCCUACUGGGCCUCUCCAUCAUCCCUGCCGUCACGAUGCACACUCGCCUCCCGCCCUCGGGCCACAAGCGCUCGCUCAUUGACCAAACGGCCUUGCGCGACCCGGCCUUCAUGCUCGUCGUGGUAGGUUCUUUCAUCGGGUUCCUAGCCAUGUAUGUGCCGUACUUUUACAUCCAACUCUUCGCCGUCAACCAUGAUAUUGGCCCGUCGGAUUUUUCGGCCUACUUUGUCACUCUCCUCAGCGCCGGGAGCAUCCCGGGCCGUGUGAUACCAAACUAUCUGGCAGACAAGGUCGGUGCGCUGUACAUGCACAUCGCCGUCGCCGCGGGCUCGGCGGUCCUCAUGUUCGCGUGGCUGGGGAUCCGCAACAUGGCGGGUCUCAUCGUCUUCGCUAUCCUAUAUGGCCUCUUCUCCGGCGGCUUGGUGAGCAUCUCGCCGACAGUCGUUGUCAGCCUCUCGCCGGAUCUGAGCCGCGUGGGGACGCGCAUGGGCAUGAUGAACUUCAUCGCGGGCAUCGCUAUCCUUGUCGGUACGCCGAUUGCCGGAGCUAUCCUGGGCGACUACGGCGAGGUGGCGUGGCAGUCCAUGAUCGGGUACGGCGCCGCAGCUUUGACGGUCGGCUCGAUGUGUCUGACUUUGGCAAAGAUCUUCCAGUUGAAGACGGCUCGGAGUCUAAAGGACUGA
This is a messenger RNA of Colletotrichum graminicola M1.001, 1368 nucleotides long. RefSeq names its product major facilitator superfamily transporter. Bases 1 to 1368 code for a protein of 455 amino acids. Gene Ontology annotation, cellular component: fungal-type vacuole membrane. The record is from RefSeq and is a predicted model, not a curated record. NCBI's taxonomy places the organism in Eukaryota, Fungi, Ascomycota, Sordariomycetes, Glomerellales, Glomerellaceae. The transcript has a single exon. Gene Ontology annotation, biological process: transmembrane transport. Gene Ontology annotation, molecular function: transmembrane transporter activity.